Messenger RNA from Microthlaspi erraticum, 303 nucleotides. Lineage: Eukaryota; Viridiplantae; Streptophyta; Magnoliopsida; Brassicales; Brassicaceae. The record is from the annotation of a GenBank genome assembly.
AUGAGUCACUUGGGUAUUAUCCCCAGUAGCAGCAUGAGGAACCCGACCUACUACUUCAUCACGAAGAGUAGAUUCGACCGCAACAUGGACAAUCUCCACAACUCCAUUAGCUCUAGAUUGGAUUGCUUGCUCACAACGAGCGGCAGCCGACUUUGCAGAUCGUUCACAACGUUAACUCGUGAGAAAUAUUCUCUCUUCCAAGAGGUGGAAUAUUCGAAGUCGGGCUCUAAUCUUCAAGCACUCAGCCAAAUUCUCGAGCUAAAACUCGAGAACAUCUUCAAGAUCGAGCUAGAUUCUCAAUAG